Molecule: messenger RNA, 5916 nt
Organism: Symbiodinium sp. CCMP2592
Lineage: Eukaryota; Dinophyceae; Suessiales; Symbiodiniaceae
Source: the annotation of a GenBank genome assembly
AUGUGUCGAUUCACGCCAAAGUGGCUUGCGGUCUGGCUGCUUCUGCAGGCAUUGUCGUUUUCGUCUGAGGCACAAGAGAUCAACGUCGCAGACAUCGGGAGCUACAGCCGCUGUCCUAUGAGCGUCUUCAGCACCGGCAGAGCACCGCCAUUUUGUGACACUACUAGCACAACCACCACCAGUUCUACCACAUUCAGCUCAAGCACUACAGUGUCUUCCACCACCCAGACCACGAGUUCGUCCACGACGACAGUGACAACGUCUUCGAGUUCCACAGAAACCACGAAGACCACAAGCUCCACUUCCUCUGCAUCCUCGUCUACCACCAUGACUGCUUCUUUGACGGUCACCAGCCGUACACACACGACGACCAGCCGGUCGUCAACAUCCACGCUGUCGACAACCCAUACAACUCUAACGAGCACCAGGAGUUCAACCACAACUGCGACGACUACGUCCACAACGCGCUCGAGCACGGUUUCAACGACACUGACCUCUGUCACAGCGACCUCUAGCAGCAUUACAUCAUCAUCGUCCACACUAACCACAGGCACCACGACAACGACGUUGACCAACACCACCACCACGUCGACAACAUACCUGGGCACGACAGGGACAACCACGACCUUAACUGAAAGCACGACUUCAGUCAGCAGUACAACCGAGACCGCGACGACAAGUACUGCUACAUCAUUGACAACCUCAGGGACCUCCACCUCGCGAACCUCCACCUCCAUCACUACCAUGACGCUGAGCUCAUCGACCACCACUUCAUCCACAACUUUGACAACCAGCACCAUCACCCGCACGGGCACCACAGUGACAGGCACAGGGACAAGCUCCACCGUCUCCAGCACCAGUUCAACCAGUAUCACUACCAGCCAGACCACUACCACAGUGUUGCCACAGCCUUGUGGAAAUGCUUGCCCGCUCUAUGCAAUCUCUGGAUGCUUAAACAUGAUGCCAGGAGAGGUGUGUGUUCCAGAUAUAUUGAUAGAUCCUUGCGUGGAAUACACAACCACGUUUUCUUUGAGCUGCCCGCAAGACAAUGUUGAUUUGUCCUACGUCCCGGACAUCGUAGAGCCCUUCCCCACCACGCGCUGCCGAGUUUGUGGGGUGGGGCGGACCGAGAAGGACGAGGACGAGCGCGAAGGGUACUUCCUUGCUGACCUGUACUUUGGCCAGAACUCUGUUGAGACAGAGAUCAACGAGGAUCCUAUCACAGAGUACAGAGUUUACAUCGUCGACAGCCUCCGUCGUCGGCUGAUGCCACAGCCCGUCGCCAUUGUGCCCAAGCGUCCGGAGGAGGAGACCUCCUGCUGCCGAGUAGAUGCAUAUCGCGCGCAUAUCUCGACGAUGCUGCCAGCCGGUUCGGAAAGGUUCAUGGUGGUGCCGGUCACUCGCUAUGGGCACGAGCUGUCCGCGGGUGUGACGAGUGAUGUGAUCGAGGACAUUGUGGCUGAGGGCCCUCACUUCUUGGGAAUUAUGCCGUCUACCAACUUCAGCUUCCUUGUCCACACUGCAGUGGACGUGCAGCUUGGUGACGGGACACUGGCGCUGAUCUCACGCAUGGGACACGAGGAGCGGAUGCAGUGCCGGGAGCUGCGCUUUCUGCGACCCCGCGUGAUCGUAGUGCCCAUACGACACACGACAGAGCUGCUUCUCGGCAUGGAGUACGAGGUCACUGUGCAGGGCGAGUGCUUCCUACACCAGACAGUUGGAUUGCCUCUGGCUGUUGUGUCCAUGCCGCAAGCCAUUGCAGCACCGAAAGCUGUCAGGACAAUCGAGCUCUUCGUCACGGGGAGAAUUUGCCUCUUCGGAGAGCACAGCGACUGGGCCGGAGGCUACCGCCGCUUUAACUCGGAGGUCGUGCCCGGCUGUGCCCUGGUUUGUGGAACGGACCAAGGGCUCUACGCGCGAGCCCGCCGUCUGCUCGGCGAGGGCAGUCGGAGGCUGCUUUACCGCUCCUCUGAUGGGACCAGCAUCCAGCUUGACUUAGACGACGAGACCGGGCUGCGUGAAACGGCGCAAUCCCCGUCGACGUUUGCUUACAUAGCAGGCUGUGUCUUGGAACUUGGCAAGCAUUUCCGCGUCGGUGGUGCGGAGAUCGUGAACUACAAGUCAGACCUUCCGAUCAAGAAGGGUCUUUCAUCAUCUGCUGCCAUUUGCGUUCUCAUCGUCAGAGCCCUCAACCAGCUCUACGACUUGAAGCUGACUACACAUGGAGAGAUGGACAUCGCUUACCGUGGUGAGAUCAACACUCCGUCGCGCUGUGGUCGCCUGGAUCAAUGCGUGGCCUUCGGACGCAGAGUGACCAAGAUGAUCUUUGAUUCCGACUUGCUUUCAACGGAGUCGGUACGGGCUGCUGCCACUAUCUACAUGGUCGUGGUGGACCUUUGUGCAAAGAAGGAUACCAAAGAGAUCCUGAAAUGUCUCAACGAGGCAUACCCCUUUCCUCGGGGCGACUCGGACCGUGCGUUGCAUGCACUUCUUGGGGAGGUGAAUCAGCGUGUCUGUCAGGACGCGCAGAAGAUCCUCGCCGAGGAGAAGGAUGGCCGUGUGGCAGCAGAAAAACUCGGCGAGGCCAUGACAGAGGCGCAGCGGAGGUGGGAUGAGAUCGCAGUCCCUCUCUGCCCACACGAGCUGACGGCACCUGCUUUGCAUCGGCUGCUAACAUACCCGGAGCUGAAGAAGUACAUCACCGGAGGUAAGGGGGUGGGCUCCCAGGGUGAUGGCUCUGCACAGCUUGUCUGCCGGUCAAAGGCUGACCAGGAGGAGGUGGUGAGGAUUGUGAAGUCUUUGGGCAUGGAGCCCCUGGAGCUCACCAUCCCCGAGCAGAAGGCAGUUCGCACAGCGAUUGUUCCAAUCGCAGGUGCCUGCCCUGGCAUCUGGCCCGCCACGAAGUGCGUCGGGCCGUGGCUUUUUCCAGUUCGCAGCCGGGGGCUGGUGAAACCGGCCAUCGCAUGGCUUUGCGAAGAGAUGUCUGCUGCCGGCAUUGAAAAGAUCCUGCUGGUGGUAAACCACACGACCGAAGUGGAGAUGACAAAGCUCUUCAAGCAGCGCGAGGAGGUGUCUGUGCUGAACGGAGUGGGGAUGCACAUGGAGGACUACGACGAGGUGCUCCUAUCCAUAGGCAAAAAGAUUUCUUUCGUGCGGCAGGAGAAGCCCUCCAGCAUUCGUGAUGCGCUGCUCCUUUGCGAGCGCGAGGUCUCUGGCGAGCCCUUCCUCCUUGCCUGGGGUGAUCACUUCAGUCGGUCGACAUCGUCCGAUCAUCGCAGCGUGGUUGCGCAGCUCUUGGAGGCCUUCAAUGGACGGCCUCUAGCUGCCAUGCACUGCGUGGACAAGGACUCGCUCCAUCAGACUGGCGUCUACACAUGCAAGGAGCCUCCAUCGCCACUGCCCGCACCGCUUGGUCCAAAAACGCCUGGGGCGGUGAAGGCGCUGUGGCCGUUGGCUCGGUUAGCUGAGAAGCCCACCAGGGAGUUUGCCGAGGAGCACUUGGUGACGUCCGUCCUGCCAGAGGGGCUCUUCCUUACUUCCUUCGGCCAGUACGUGCUGACACCCAGCGUCUUCCGAGCUCUGCGCUCCUCCAAGGCCGGUCACUUCACCGAGGCCUUGGACCAGCUCCGCCAGUCUGAAGGCAUCUUUGGGGUCCUCAUCGAGGGGAUGCGCUGGGAUCUAGGCACUAUGCAAACCUAUGUCCAGUGCUUGCAGGCACAAGCGCAAGAUGAUGCAGAACCUCCCGCGAAGCGAAGCAGAGCCAUUUCUCCCGUCCACGGCCUACGUUUAAGAACGGAAGAUCCAGAGAAUGCCACCGAGGACGCAUCCGGGCCGCGUCUCGUGGACGCCACCUCCACCAAUCCGCUCAGCGGGGCUUUGACGAGGAUGACGGAGUUCCAUUUCCUUUUCGAUGAGGUGGCCCUGCGUGGCCCUGGCCCACUUUCCGUGGUGCGUCUGGCGGACCAAGAGCGAGGUCCCGCCGCGGUAGUGGAUAUGAUGCCUGAGAUCGUGCAGCACCCAUACCUGCCCGGAAUGGUAACCGUGCGCCCCAGCAUCAGCCUGGAAAUGGGUGCCAGCUACGAGGUGGUCUUCGGCCCCGGGGCACUCCAGGACCGUCGCGGCAACUUGGCCCACAGCUCCAAGGAGUACGAGGCGCCAGGAGAGUGGGAGCACCGGGUCUCCUGUUUCCGGGGGCGCUGUCCGGAUGGGCCAAUCUUCGGGCUGGACGACUUCACUGUGCGAGUGCCAGCACAGGGAGGAGUCCAGGAGCCGCGGCCUCCGGAGCUGACUUGGGCUCUCUACCCGGCUCCCGAGCAAGCCAUCUUCAGGCACGAGAACCUGGUUCUGCAAUUCAGCUCCGUGGUCAGCCCGCACCCCAUGGGCAGCGUCAUGGAGCUUUGCUGGAACUGGACUGUUCAUGAUGUCUGCCCGCUCAAGCUGACGUUCCAGCACAAGGAUAUGCUCUUCGUCGGGGACAAGGUGAUCAUCAAUCCACCGGAGGAUCUUGUGCCGGGAUUCUCAUACAAUGUGUCCAUCCAGAGUGGCGUGAUUUCGAACUUCGAAGGGCUACGUGCAACUGCUGCCGGCCAGUUCCAGUACACUUUCUCUGUCCUUGCAGAAGACGUCUUCGACCGCUCGCCUCCCGAGCUCGUGGCCGUGGAGGUGGAUUGCUCCAACAUUUCUGUACCUGGAGAGCCCGAAGACUGGCCAGGCUGUGCAGUGUGGCAUCGGUUGCAACAGCAGAUCGUCGGGGAGGCCGAAAAGUGGGGGCUGGCCGAAAACGCUCCGCCCCCUGCAAUACCCGCCGGCGCCCGCUUCCGCUUCUACUUCCGGGAGCCGGUGCAGAUCCUCGGACGAAACGCAGCGGCGCUGGCAGCCGAGCCGUUGGAGAAGGAGCCGCUGUCACCGAAGCAGGUUCCAGCCAUGGUCGGGACUGCUGAGGAGGACGGAGUGCUGGUUGUCGUUCCAGAACUGCUUCCCGGCGAGCUCUAUACCCUUCAAGUGGGCUCCGGGCUCGCCGAUCUAGCCACGUGGCCGGAGCCACACCGUUUUGCAGGGGCUGCAUUGAAGUUCUUCACGCGGCUGCCGCCACCGAAGGCGACCAUCGCCUCCAAUGAAGGCUUCAAGGAGGCUGCUGCCAGCACUUCUGUGAUGCUGCAGUUCGAAGGUGUGUCGGUGCUUGCCGAUCCCAGCAGCGACUUGGAGGCCGAGCUUCGACAGAUCAACCUUGGCUCCUCGGAAACUCCCGACGAGCAGCAUCUGAAAGUCGCUGAUCCUUCGCGGGUCUUCUUCCUGGGGAGCCAGAUCAUGCUGCUGCCUCUGCGGCCUUUACAUCCAGGAACAUCGUACAACUUCACGCUUCCAGCCGGGGUCGUGCGCCAUUUCGACCAGCAUUUCUCCUUCGUGUUCACGACUCGCCCAGAGGAUCAUGUUGCCCCAAGCAUAGUGUGGACUUGGCCGAUGAUGUCAGUCUCCAAGCUCACCAUCGACAGGAUGCGCGUGCACCUGUACUUCUCCGAGGAGGUGAAACCUGGCAUGUCGAAGUUCGUCGUGAUGGAGGACGGUAACGAGAGGUUCCGCUUCGAUGUGUCGCAAGACCUCUGCGAGGAAGGUGUUUUCUUCCGGGGCUGCGUGUGCCUUUGUGGAAGCGGGCCCAAGCGGGCACGAGCAGCCGAGUCACGAGGGCUUCCCUGUGCAGGCGGCUGUCUCUGCUUCCAGCCGGCCUCGACGAUCAAGGCUGAGCCCAUGCCCAUGCCGCCUAUGCCCAUGUGCUUGCUCUCUGCUCAGCUCUGCCCUCUGCCGGCUUCUAGGUCGGAUGGUUCCAUGGGCCGAUGCCGGAAGGAGAUUCGGCCAUGCGAGGGGUGUGGCCUUGGCACCGACGUGGUUAAAGGUACUUCUGAGAAACUCAUGGGAUGA